Messenger RNA from Cervus elaphus (red deer), 2751 nucleotides. RefSeq names its product zinc finger protein 181. NCBI's taxonomy places the organism in Eukaryota, Metazoa, Chordata, Mammalia, Artiodactyla, Cervidae. Gene Ontology annotation, biological process: negative regulation of transcription by RNA polymerase II. The transcript is spliced from 5 exons. Gene Ontology annotation, cellular component: nucleus. Bases 312 to 2027 code for a protein of 571 amino acids. The record is from RefSeq and is a predicted model, not a curated record. Gene Ontology annotation, molecular function: DNA-binding transcription activator activity, RNA polymerase II-specific; DNA-binding transcription repressor activity, RNA polymerase II-specific; RNA polymerase II cis-regulatory region sequence-specific DNA binding.
CCGCUGAGCCUCCUGGGAAGUGUGGUUUUCCGGAAGGCAACCCUGCGACUCACCGGCAACUUUUCUCCGUGGAGCGGAGGAGUCUGAGAAGUGCCGUCCGGCCCGGGGCUCCGCCUGGGGCUGCCUGGCGUUUGUCUCCGACCCAGCAUUGGUGUUCUCGGUCCUGGAAUCGCGGAGGACUCUGGGCACCGCAGUUCCGGCGAGGCAAGCGGCCUUUGUUCGCUACAGCUACACGGUGCGUCAGGCACUGCCCUUCUAUAAGAAGAGAACCUGGAAAGAGGACUGUGUCGACUACUGGAAAUUGCAGAGUCAUGUUUCAGGUGACAUUUAGUGAUGUGGCCAUAGACUUCUCUCACGAAGAGUGGAGAUGGCUCAGUUCUACUCAGAGGAGUUUAUACAAAGAUGUGAUGGUCCAGAAUUAUGAGAACCUGGUAUCCCUAGCAGGUCUUUCCAUACCUAAGCCAUAUGUGAUUGCUUUAUUGGAGGAUGGCAAAGAACCUUGGAUGGUGGAGGAAAAGCUGUCAAAAGAUAUGUUUCCAGAUUGUAAAUCAAGAUGGGAAAACAAAGAAUUAUCAAUGAAGGAGGAUAUUUAUGAUGAAGAUUUACCCCAAAUGGUAAUAAAGGAAAAAACUAUACAACAGAAUCUUGAAUUUUCAAAUUUUAACAAGGACUUGUAUUAUAUCAAGAAGUUGGAGGGGAAGUAUGAAAAUCAAGUAGAGAAUUUCAGACCAGUUACCCUCACCUUAAGAGAAAGUCCUACUGGGGAAAGUGUUUACAAAUUUAAUGCGUUUAAAAGCAUCUUCCAUUUAAAGUCUGUUUUUUCUGAACCACAGAGAAUUUCUGCUGAAGAGAAGUCACAUAAAUGUGAUAUACUUAAGAAGAGCUUACCACCAAAUUCAGUUAUAAAAAAUGAGAAUAUCAAUGAUGGAAAGAAACUUUUGAAUUCUAAUGAAAGUGUAGCAGCCUUCAGCCAAAGCAAAUCUCUUACCCUUCAUCAGACUUUGAAUAGAGAGAAAAUCUAUACAUGCAGUGAAUGUGGGAAAGCCUUUGGCAAACAAUCAAUCCUUAAUCGGCAUUGGAGAAUUCAUACAGGAGAGAAACCCUAUGAAUGUCAUGAAUGUGGGAAGACUUUUAGCCAUGGCUCAUCCCUUACUCGACAUCAAAUAAGCCACAGUGGAGAGAAACCUUACAAAUGUAUUGAAUGUGGGAAAGCCUUUAGCCAUGUCUCAUCACUUACUAAUCAUCAAAGCACUCACACUGGAGAGAAACCAUAUGAAUGUAUGAACUGUGGAAAGGCGUUUAGUCGUGUUUCACAUCUCAUUGAACAUCUGAGAAUUCAUACUCAAGAAAAACUAUAUGAAUGUCGAAUAUGUGGGAAGGCAUUCAUUCACAGGUCAUCUCUCAUUCACCAUCAGAAAAUUCAUACUGGAGAGAAACCUUAUGAAUGUAGAGAAUGUGGAAAAGCCUUUUGCUGUAGCUCACACCUUACUCGACAUCAAAGAAUUCAUGCUAUUGAGAAACAAUUUGAAUGUAACAAAUGUCUGAAAGUCUUUAGCAGCCUCUCAUUUCUUAUUCAGCAUCAGAGUAUUCAUACUGAAGAAAAGCCCUUUGAAUGUCAAAAAUGUGGGAAAUCCUUCAACCAACCCGAAUCACUGAAUAUGCAUUUGAGAAACCACACUAGAUUGAAACCUUAUGAAUGCAGUAUAUGUGGGAAAGCCUUCAGUCACAGGUCAUCUCUGUUUCAACAUCACAGAAUUCAUACUGGAGAGAAACCCUAUGAAUGCAUUAAAUGUGGAAAGACCUUCAGCUGUAGUUCAAACCUUACUGUACAUCAGAGAAUUCAUACUGGAGAAAAGCCAUAUAAAUGUAAUGAAUGUGGGAAGGCAUUUAGCAAAGGCUCAAAUCUUACUGCCCAUCAGCGAGUACAUAAUGGAGAGAAACCCAGUAGUACAAUAAGUAUGGAAAAGUCUUUAGGCCAUGUGAAUCACUAUGUGUAUGAAAGAUCACAUAAUAGAGAAACUGCAUAAAGGCAGUGUUCAUAUACUAUACUGUAGCUGUAGAUCUUCCCAGAUUCAAGAUCAGAAAAUCUAUACUGGAGAAAAUUCUUAAGAAUGUAAUGAAUAUGGGAAAGUCUCUAGCAAUGAUAUAAGCCUUAUUGUUUAUCACAAUUCACACUGUAGAGAGACUAUGAAGGCAAUAAGUGUGGGAAAGACUUUAGCCAGCAUUAAUCCCUUAGUUGACAUAAGUAAAUCCACACUGGAGAAAAACCCUUUACAUGUAACAAGUUGGGAAAGACAUUAGGCAAACAUGAAUCUCUUAAGAAACAUUACACACAUACAGGAGAGAAGCAAUAUGAAUAUAGAAAUUGUGGGAAGUCCUUCAAUUAAAAUACAUCAUUCUCUACAUUAGAGAACUCACACUGAAGAGAAAGUUUAUGUAAACAAUAUAGCAAAGUGUUCACUAAGCUUGCAGGCAUCAGAAGAUUAAUGCUAGAACCACCUGAAGGAUGUAGGAAGUAUGUGUAAGUCUUUCUUUGCAAUGAUGCUAAUUUGUAAACAGUUCUACAGGAGAGCAAACAAGCAUAAAUCAACAUGCAUAUCAUAAAGUAGCAGCAUGCAUUUUACUCCAGGUCCUACAUAAAAAUUAGCUAAUGGGCAUGUGAAGAUAGUCACUCAGUGAAUCCAAUAAAUGUAAUAAAUGAAAGUUGCAAUAGAAGUAAAAAGUGGUAAGAAUAAAAUUUUUCAUCUCUAA